AUGUCGUCGGGAAGGUACAUGGCUUACUCACCGUCUCCCUCCGCCCCUCACUCUCCGCACAUCGGAGCCGCAGGUGGCGGCGGGGUUAUGCGCGCUGCCUCUGUGCUCAUCAUGGAACAAGAAAAGUACUUAUCAGAGUUGCUGUCUGAACGCAGCAAAAUCGGUCCUUUUGUGGCUGUGCUGCCAAAUAGUUAUCGUUUGCUGAAUCAAGCAGAAAUAUUGCGUGUAACUACACUGUUGGAGAAUGCAUCGGUAUUAGAACAAAAUGGGUUUGAACAAGCUAGCCCGUUGGCUUCGGCUGGGAUAUUUACAAAUGGAGGCGCUAACAACAGAUGGCCAUCACCAUUUCAAUCUGAAGUGCCGGGUUUGGUUCAGCCUUCUUCCUCACAUAAUUGGCUUGGCUCUCACGGUAGCCCGUCAGGUCUUAUUGUCAAGCGACUCGUCAGAAUCGAUGUUCCAGUUGAACAGUAUCCAAAUUACAAUUUUGUCGGUCGCCUCCUUGGGCCUAGAGGAAAUUCUCUUAAACGAGUCGAAGCUGCUACUGGGUGUCGUGUUCUAAUCAGAGGACGUGGAAGUGUUAAGGAUCCAGAAAUGGAAGCGGCAGUGAGGGGAAAACCUGGAUAUGAGCACCUUAACGAGCCUCUUCACGUACUUAUUGAGGCAGAGAUGCCAGUUGAGAUAAUCGAUGCUCGUGUUAGACAAGCACGUGAGAUAAUUGAAGAUUUGCUUAAGCCAAUGGAUGAAUCCCAUGAUUAUUACAAGCAGCAGCAGUUACGUGAACUGGCCGUGCUCAAUGGUUCCCUUCGUGACGAUGUGUCCCGGAUGUCUGGUUCGGUUUCCCCUUUCAACAGCAGCCUCGGGAUGAAAAGGGCAAAAAUAGGCGAGUGA
Messenger RNA from Striga hermonthica, 888 nucleotides. The record is from the annotation of a GenBank genome assembly. NCBI's taxonomy places the organism in Eukaryota, Viridiplantae, Streptophyta, Magnoliopsida, Lamiales, Orobanchaceae.